Molecule: messenger RNA, 2351 nt
Organism: Cyprinodon variegatus (sheepshead minnow)
Lineage: Eukaryota; Metazoa; Chordata; Actinopteri; Cyprinodontiformes; Cyprinodontidae
Gene: lamp5
Product: lysosomal associated membrane protein family member 5
Exons: 7
Coding region: 724-1557 (277 amino acids)
Cellular component (GO): membrane
Source: RefSeq, a predicted model, not a curated record
UUUUCGGUCUAACUUUUUUCUUAUUAUUUAGAGAUAUAGUCUGCAAAAAGAAGAUAAUAGCCUACUUUGCAGAGAUAUCUAAAAUAAAGAUUAUGGUCAGAAGCUGACCUUCGGAUUCGGAAACGGCGCAGAAAAAAAAGCUCUCACUCCAAAUACACAGAGCUGCAACCUUGAGGGAGUGGAGUUUGUCAGCGGAGGGGAGGGAGAGGGGGGAGUUGUCGGCUUCUCCCUCCAGACGUGCAUCAUUUCAGCUCCUAUGGCAGAGAUGAAGACUACAGCACUGCGGGAGUAGCGUCAGUCGCCGCCUAAAAGAAGUUGACUUUUCUUCACUUCAAAUGAAGAGGGGUAUUUUUUUUAAUGUGUCUGAUAUCUAGAGGUAACUCAGACUUUCAGCUGUUUCUGGGGGUGACACCUGUCCACCUUGAAGGCGUGAGGAGGUCGGUUCGGACGGAUGGAACUCGUUGGUGCCGGAUCUCGGAUCCAACGCGGAGGCAUCUUUUGCUGCAUUCAUGAUGAUCUGAGCGUCACCUCUUGGUGCUGAUAGAGGCAACCCUCCUUUCUCUCUCUCUCCCUCUCCCUCUCUCUCGCUUUCCCCUCUCUUUCUUUCUCACCGGUUCCCCUCCCUGUCCGUGUUCCUCUUUUCUUUUCGCGGGUUCAUCCCAGACUGCCCAGUCAGUCAGUCAGCCCCCCUUUUUUUUCCCGGCGCCGGGGAAGCUGGUAGCGAUGGGGUGGCUCAAUUUCAGCACCAAGGAGAGCGCCGGACUUUUGCUGCUUUGUGUGUAUGGUGUACUGACGCUGUCCGUGGUGCUGGCGGAGCAGGAGGGAGAGAACCUCUCCGGGCUCUCAGACAACCCGGACAAAGCCAUCUUCGCGGUCCGCGAAAACGGAACGACGUGCCUGAUGGUGGAGUUUGCCGUCAAAUUCCUCGUGCCAUAUGACGUGCUUGCGCUUAAUGGGAUAGACCUCAUCACAGAGCAGGCAUCCUUCACACUACCCCGUGGGGCAGAAAUCCAGGGGAAAUGUGGAAGCACAGAGUCAGAGAUCCACAUCUCCUGGAGGAACAACGCUUAUAUGCUCCGCAUUUACUUCUCUAAGGAGUUUCGUGAAAAGGGAAUUGAGGUGUGGAAGAUCAACAAAAUCCAGUUCGUCUACGACACCUCGGAGACAUCCCACUUCAUCAGCGCAUACAACCCUGGAAAGCACACAGCUAGCACCCACAAGCUCUCAGCCCUGGUGACCCCAGCCGGGCGCUCCUAUGUAUGCACAGCUCAGCAGACCGUCACCCUAAUCUCCAGCGACCACCAGAAGGGCAUCACAGUCUCCAUGUACGACAUCCAGAUCCAACCCUUUGACAUCGCUUCUGACUUCAUCUUCAGCACACCUUAUAAGUGCAUCACAGACCAGCGAGAACACCUAGAGGAGACCCUCCCCCUUAUCCUGGGUCUUAUUCUUGGUCUGAUAAUCAUCAUCACGCUCACCAUCUACCACUUCCACCUCAAGCUGACAGCGAAUCAGCCACAGCUCCCAAGAGAUCGCUCUAUGUACAAAAACAUGUAGUCCUGCUUCAGCAGCACCUUCAACUUCCUGCAGAGCUCUCCUAAUGACAGAUCUGUCUCCUCUAUGUCCUGGCCUGUUACACCCCUGAUGAUAGUGUCCUACUACAUCGGACAAAGUCCCUGAUUUGAAUAUGUGAUUUAUUGAACUGUUUAAUUAAGAGUUUUUUGGACAUUGUGGGACACAGUAAGGGUGUAUUUGGAGGGCAUACCCAUUCACAUCUAAUUAAUAUCACUGCAGGAUGUAUACUCUGUGCCAUAUUUAGUCUCUAAAGUGAGUAGAAUUUUUCAGGAAAAUAUUUUCCCCCCAAACUUUUCCCAAACUGGUUUCUAACUUGCACAACAUUUUGAUCCAACUUGUCUUUUAAAUAUUUCUAAACCUCCUGAUCAUUUAGCAGUUAUCCUGCUCUCUCUAUCUCUCCCAUAGUUGCUACUGGACUCCAUUUGCACUUAAAAAUGUUAUUCUUUUUUUAAAAAUUCUCAUCUCUGUGCUCAUACAUCCAGAAUGCAGCCGUGGUGUUGACAGUGGACCGUCUUGUCGUGUACAGUGCAGUUUUGCUUUGUUAUCAGACCCUCUCUCUGCCACAAUGUAAGAAAUAAAUAAAAAGAAAGAAAAAUAUAAAAAGGCAGAUACAGAAAAAAAACCUUUAUAACUUGAAAAGAAAGAAAGCAGAUAGUACCUAUGGGAAUGUGGAGAGGUUAAAAAAUAUGUGUAUAUUAUUUUUCAAGUGAAAGUCUAUGCAUAAACCUCUGCUGAUGCAAUCAUGUGCAGUAUUCUGUUCUGUUUGAAAUAAAUUG